Lasiosphaeria miniovina is the source of this 1625-nucleotide messenger RNA. Its product is annotated as UbiA prenyltransferase family-domain-containing protein. Gene Ontology annotation, molecular function: 4-hydroxybenzoate polyprenyltransferase activity. The transcript has a single exon. NCBI's taxonomy places the organism in Eukaryota, Fungi, Ascomycota, Sordariomycetes, Sordariales, Lasiosphaeriaceae. Gene Ontology annotation, cellular component: mitochondrial inner membrane. Gene Ontology annotation, biological process: ubiquinone biosynthetic process. Bases 141 to 1358 code for a protein of 405 amino acids. The record is from RefSeq and is a predicted model, not a curated record.
CAUCAACCUUUUUUAUGAGGAUAUUCAGAGACAUCGCUAACGCUGCCAAAUCUACAGCUACUGUUUUUGCCUUCCAUUUUGCGUUUUCCCUCGAAGGCAUCUCCCGGAAAGCCCCGGGAUUAGUGGACGGGUGAGCAGUCAUGUCUAGCUGUCGUUUUCUCCUACGGCUGCCCUCAAGGCACGCCGUCCCUCACAACGCGAAUUUCGCCCUCGGCCGAGGAUCCCGGGUGCUUUCCACACGUCGGUCUCUUGCCAUCGAGACCCGCGCUAGACCAUCUCCCCACUGCGUCGCGUAUCACGCAAGUGCAAGGCUCUCCUCCGCAACGGCAGCGCCGGCACCAGAGACUAUCUCAGUCCUCGACAGUAACAGCAGUUCCGUUCCCGAGCUAUACUCGCCUCCCAAGACAGGCUUGCUCUCGUUACUGCCGGCGUCAUGGGUGCCGUACGCUGAAUUGGCGCGGAUCGACAAGCCGACGGGGGCGUACUACCUCUUCUUCCCGUGCCUGUGGUCAACCCUGCUGGCCGCGCCGAUGGCAACGACGACACCAGCGUCCGUGAUCGGUACGUCGCUGCUCUUCUUCGGGGGCGCACUGAUCAUGCGCGGCGCCGGGUGCACCAUCAACGACCUCUGGGACCGGAACCUUGACCCGCACGUGACGCGUACGCGGCUGCGGCCCAUCGCGCGGCAGGCUAUCACGCCGUUCCAGGGCCUGGUCUUUACAAGCGCACAGCUAUUUGCCGGGCUCGGCAUCCUCCUGCAGUUUCCGCUCGAGUGCUUCUUCUAUGCUACGCCGAGCCUGUUAUUCGUGGCUACGUACCCCCUUGCCAAGCGGGUGACGUACUAUCCCCAGUUCGUGCUCGGGUUGACGUUCUCCUGGGGAGCCAUCAUGGGCUUUCCGGCUCUUGGUGUCGACCUGUUGUCGAACACACCGGCUCUGACUGCGGCUGGGCUGUUAUAUGCGUCCAAUGUAGCGUGGACGGUUUUGUACGACAUGAUCUACGCGCACAUGGACAUCAAGGACGACGCGAAGGCUGGUAUCAAAAGCAUUGCCCUCAAACACGACGCCCAAACUAAGCAAGUCCUGACGGGGCUCGCCGUCACCCAGGUUGCGUUCCUUGCCGGUGCAGGAAUUGUCAGCGGAGCGGGACCCGCUUUCUUCAUUGGAAGCUGUGGGGGUGCCUUGGUCACGCUAGGCAUCAUGAUCAAGAGGGUGAACUUGAAAAACGUCAAUGAUUGUUGGUGGUGGUUUGUCAAUGGUUGUUGGCUGACCGGUGGUGUCGUUAGUCUAGGACUAGCAACCGAUUAUCUGGUCAAGUAUGUUCAAGAGAACGGCUGGGAGUCAUCGUCGUCAGGCUAGGCAGGUAGGGUAUGUACCUUGGGCGUGUGCAUCCAGACAUCGAAAACAGUGAGUAAAUAAUCUUGGAGACCAAAUAAAGACACGGCGCGGGUAGUCAGUCAGUCAGUCAUCUGAGUUGACCUCAGCCACAAAUGGGUUCAAAUUGACGUUGAAAAGUUUAUUUGAGAUCGCUUAAGAAACGACUGAGCUGAGCUAUCCACCCACUUCUAAUAAUGUUGGAUUUUUGGAGUCCUAAAUUCCCUUCCCCCUUCAAUGGGGGGGGGGGGG